Messenger RNA from Lottia gigantea (owl limpet), 294 nucleotides. RefSeq lists its product as hypothetical. The transcript has a single exon. NCBI's taxonomy places the organism in Eukaryota, Metazoa, Mollusca, Gastropoda, Lottiidae. The record is from RefSeq and is a predicted model, not a curated record. The annotation marks the transcript as partial.
UUUCUAGGAUAUCUUAGGUUCUUACAUUGUCUAGGAUAUCUUAGGUUCUUACAUUGUCUAGGAUAUCUUAGGUUCUUACAUCUUACACUGUUUCUAGGAUAUCUUAGCUUCUUACAUCUUACAGAGUUUCUAGGAUAUCUUAGGUUCUUACAUUGUCUAGGAUAUCUUAGGUUCUUACGUCUUACACUGUUUCUAGGAUAUCUUAGGUUCUUACAUCUUACAAAGUUUCUAGGAUAUCUUAGGUUCUUACAUUGUCUAGGAUAUCUUAGGUUCUUACAUCUUACACUGUUCUAG